AGGAUACAUCCAAAAUACGUUAGUCGAAAUGGGUUAUCCUAGUAGAUUUGUCAGGAGACACAUGAAUGCUAAGUACAAUAAAGAGAAACCGAUAACAGUUAAAAAGAAACAACUGUUCAUCAAACUGCAAUUUAAUGGGGACGUGGCUAGUGAAGUCUUACAUCAGAGAUUAUCGAGAGCGAUAAAACAGACUUAUACUGCCGCCACCCUCUGUUUGUCAUUUUCCAGCCGGCCAAUUUUGAUUGCUCAAGUGAAAGAUAAGUUACCUAGUUGUGCCACUUCCAUGUGUAUCUAUAAAUUUAGUUGCUCCUGUGGAGAAAGCUAUAUAGGCCGAACAACUAGACAGCUUAACGAACGCAUUAAAGAGCAUCUUCCUUCAUGGUUCGGAAAAGGUCAAAUAAAGUCCAUACGAAGUUCUAUUUUGGCUCAUUUGAUUGAUAGUGGUCACCAAGUGGACAAAAAUAGUGCUUUCAAAGUUAUUUACCGCAUUCCAUCAAGUCUUUCGAACGGAAUCAGAACCCGUCUUUUACACUUAGCCGAAGCUAUGGGAAUUCGAGAGAACAAUCCUAGUCUUUGCAUACAAAAGAAAUUUGUUCUACCUUUGUCUCUCCCUUGGCCUAGGUGAAUUCUAUUCAAAACCCUCCCACCCUUUCUUAUCAUCCCUCUCCUUCGUACUUUUAUGAUAUUUAUU
Trichobilharzia regenti is the source of this 691-nucleotide messenger RNA. NCBI's taxonomy places the organism in Eukaryota, Metazoa, Platyhelminthes, Trematoda, Strigeidida, Schistosomatidae. The record is from the annotation of a GenBank genome assembly.